GUGCAUGAACAGAUUCAUGUAUUUCUGUGAAGAAGAGAGAGAGAGAUCACUUCGAAUUUGGGAACUUUUCUAAUUACAUAUUGAUUCUCACGCCAUUACUCCGCCUUAUAUCUAAGGUUGAAAAGGCAAAAAAACAUCAUUGGAGUUGCUGCAGUUAGUUACUUGAUAUAUUCUACUGUGGAUUUUCAACUGGCAUACCUGCAUUGUACCCUUAUAUGAAGUUAGAUCAAUCUUCUACAAGUUGUCAGCUCUUGUUUGCACUGCUCCACUGCAUCAAGGGACAAAAACAUCUUGAUUGCUGAAGAAAUUGGUCUGCAACAGUCAAAAUUUCCCAUUGGUAAAGUCAUAGUUCUAACUUCAAUAUAAAUACUAGUGGUUGAAUUUAGGCUAACGUAAGGAAGUCCUAGAGGGUGAACUGCUAUAUCUGAUGGAGGUAAUGGUUUCACCGUCAUGCCAAAAACAAGCAAUGUCUGCUUGGAAGUGCUCAUCAAGAGGGUCUUGCAAAGACCUGUGGAUUGCUGCACGCGAAGGCUCUAUUGGUGAUGUUGAUUCAUGCCUGACAUUUCUAAAGAAGAGUGGUGGGAAUAUCAAUGCCCGGAAUCUUUUUGGGCUUACACCUCUUCACAUAGCUCCCUGGAGAAAUCAUAUCCCAAUAAUUAAAAGACUACUUGCAGCUGGCGCAGACCCUAAUGUUAGGGAUGGAGAAUCAGGCUGGAGUUGUCUUCAUCGAGCACUGUAUUUUGGACAUCUUGCAGUUGCUAGUAUCCUUCUCCAAUUCGGUGCUUCAAUCACUCUGGAAGACUCAAAAUCUAGAACACCAAUUGAUCUAUUAUCGGGACCUGUUGAGAAAAACAAUUCAGUGGCCACAGAAGUCUUUAGCUGGGGCAGUGGAGUGAAUUAUCAGUUAGGAACUGGAAAUGCCCACAUUCAGAAGUUGCCCUGCAAAGUUGAUUCCCUCCGUGGCUCUGUGGUUAAAUUAGUCUCUGCAGCGAAGUUUCACAGUGUUGCAGUCACUUCUCGUGGAGAAGUCUAUACUUAGGGUUUUGGAAGGGGUGGCCGUCUUGGCCACCCUGACUUCGAUAUACACAGGUAAGUGGCUAUGUGAGAGGAGUCACUCCUAGUUAUAUUCUCUUUUUGUUAAACUUGCCUUUGAGAAUAUUGG
Molecule: messenger RNA, 1162 nt
Organism: Cuscuta campestris
Lineage: Eukaryota; Viridiplantae; Streptophyta; Magnoliopsida; Solanales; Convolvulaceae
Source: the annotation of a GenBank genome assembly